Messenger RNA from Penaeus indicus, 1761 nucleotides. RefSeq lists its product as uncharacterized. Lineage: Eukaryota; Metazoa; Arthropoda; Malacostraca; Decapoda; Penaeidae. The transcript is spliced from 2 exons. The record is from RefSeq and is a predicted model, not a curated record. Bases 933 to 1700 code for a protein of 255 amino acids.
ACGAAGACGGUACGACCUCUCGCGCUCUCGCCUGUCACCCUCGUCGCUCCAGGGGGUUCUGUAAAAGAAUAUUUUUAGACUAUUGAAACUAACUCGGGAGGGUUAAAAGGGCGAGGAAAAUAGACGGAAAAGGACAAGAGGGUGUUGAAAAUCUUGCAAGGAGUGAGUUGCAAGUACUUGACGAUGAUGUUUGUUUAUUCCGUCGCGCUGCCGUUGCAAAGCAUGUGGAGUUGGUGAUCGAGAGAUAUUAUUCGGUGCAUUAAGCCUGAUCAAUGACGGAAAAACAAACCUCCGAAAGAAAAUGUUUUAUACGCAUGUCAUGGUAAUAGCAUUUAGUAUUAAUGGUUUUAGUAAAUUAUGAUGGAAGUGAUUUAAAAGGAAUGUGUUUCCGACACUCUAGCGGAAAGCAAAUGGUUAAAUGGACAAUGAAAAUGAAAGAGGAGAAAAUGAGAAUAAACAGAUAAGGAAAACGUGUGAGAAUGAGCAGAACUGCGGAAACUGACGAAGAACAGAUCCCAACCGCAAGUAAUGUUCACUCGAGGCCGGUAAUCAAAUUUCAUGAAGCAAAGCAUUUUAUUCAAAAGGCGAAACGCACAUCCCUCCCGACGCAGGGCAUGACCGGAGAGGCCAGCGGACGCGGCGAGUCAGGUGCUCCGUUGCCCAGAUGAAAGGACAUUCGGCCGGUGUAGCGUGAGCGUCGCCGGGGAAUGCGGUUGUUGCGGGGCGGCGUGAGCGCAACGAGAGCCGGGUGUACCCCCCCCCCUCUCCCCCCGAACCCUGUGGCACCGCCGAGCACGUGUCACGCCGCUGGGGGCCGGAGGUGACAGUGACACCCGUUGGUAGCGCCUUUGUCGGCGCGGCAGGACCCGAAACCGAGGCCGCGAUCAGAGAGUCGGACACGUGAACCCCGCCGCAGGACCCAAGACAGCUCGAUGUAUGCGUCCUUCCUGCGAGAGAGCAAGAGGAUGGCAGCCGAGGAGGCGACGCGCGCCUCCGCCUCCACCCAGUCCCCCCCCUCCUCCCCCGGGGCGCCCCUGGACAAGGCCUUCGGAGCGUCUUCCGCCCCGCCUUCCCCCCCGCGGCCGCGCGAGGUGCCGCCGCUGCCCAUCGCGCCCUCGCCGCCCUCGCCGCCCUCGCCGCCCUCGCCCGCGCCGCUCCUGCUGGAGCCGAGCCGCGUGGAGGCCACGGCGUCCGCCAAGCCCCUGCACAUGAUGCCGCCGACCCUGGCGCCCAUGCCGGGCCGGGGGGGCAACAUCCUCCCCCCCGUGGCCUCCGCGUCGCACGUGCAGACGAUGUUCGGGCAGGCGGGCGUGUUCACCAUCAGCACCGCGCCGUCGGAGGCGCCCGGCGUCAUCACGCAGCAGCCGCUGCUCUCCAAGGACGGCGACCCGCUCAACAAUAACAACCACGGCGGCCUGCACAGCGGCAAGGGCCAGCGCUACAACGGCAGCGCCAAGCUGGCCCGCCUGGCGUCCUCGAGCGGCAGUCGCAUGGGCGGCGACGGCCCCACGCGCGUCAGCUCCGCGGGGGGCGACGAGGACGACGGCGACGAAGAAGGGAAGUACCCCGUCAGGAGGAAACAGGGAUGCUGUGACAAAAUCUGCGAUCAGUGUUCGAUCAUGUGCUGUCUUCUGUGCAACUGUUCUUGCUGUCACUGCGACCUAUGCUGCCUGCUGUGUCGAGUCUGCUGUGCCGUGUGAAAACUAGAAAAAGUGAUAGACAAGAUAGAAAAAAGGAAUGAAAUGGAUAGACAGACAUAGA